This is a messenger RNA of Catharus ustulatus (Swainson's thrush), 2392 nucleotides long. It is a transcript of the gene MALL, whose product is annotated as mal, T cell differentiation protein like. Gene Ontology annotation, biological process: myelination. Bases 1481 to 1942 code for a protein of 153 amino acids. The record is from RefSeq and is a predicted model, not a curated record. Gene Ontology annotation, cellular component: membrane. The transcript is spliced from 4 exons. NCBI's taxonomy places the organism in Eukaryota, Metazoa, Chordata, Aves, Passeriformes, Turdidae. Gene Ontology annotation, molecular function: structural constituent of myelin sheath.
GUGUCAUAUUUUGCCUUUUUCUCCUCUCCUGCGGCUUCCAAUUAAUUUCCAGGGUUGUUUUAAUCAGGGUGAACAAAAGGCUCUUUGUGCCAGUCCCCCAGCAGCCUGGGAGCAGGGAAGGGGAAGAGCAGGGAUCUCUAAGAAUGCUGCUGAGCAAGGGCAGCCAGCUCAGGGGGAGAAUCCUCUCUUGCCCAACCCGUGGCCAGCAGGUUGCUCUGUUUUUAGACUGCCUGUUCUUCUCCCCUGCUCAAGAGAAGGCUGGGUGACUCCCAGGAAUGUGCCUGACCCAACACAAACAGCAGCUGGUGGGAAUCCUGGGAAUGCUGCAUUUCCCCAGGAUUAUUUCCUCUGCUGAUCCCCCAGUGCCUUGUGGCCACAGGCUCUGUGUGCUGCCCACACCCAGAGGGAAGUGAUUAAUCCACUUUCUCCUUGGUGCUGGAGCAUCUGGAUGCUUCCUGCAGGCCGAUGGGGACAUUGCCACCGAGUCACACAGGGAUUUAAGCUCAGGCUUAGUUUUGUUUGGAGAGAUUUAAAACAAUAUUUUUUUGAAAGCCUCCACUGCAUGGAGCCAAAAAGCAGCUCCCACUGGAGUAUCUGUGAACUGGAGCCUCCAGAAAUACCACAGGACACUUCCCCCAGCCUAGGAAGGGCUCAGACAAGAGCCGUGGAUUUGAUCUUUGCUCUGUGUUGUGCAAGAGCUUGGCAUGGAAGCCGAGUUCCUGGGGCAUCACCUGUCUCACCUGGCAGAUAUCUCACUGGGACAGUGUCUUCCUCCUGCUGUAGGUCAUUCUGUCCUCUCUGGGCCACCAGGCCACCAGCCUUUCAUCCCACCCCUUAUCUGGGCGCUCUGGGGCCAGGCACAGUGCACUGGAUGAGCCAGGAAGUGCUUCCCGAAUCCAAAACGCACUUGCCAGGAGGCAGAAAUUCCUGUAGCUCUCCUCCAAACCUUGCUGGGCACUUGGGAGCACAUUGCCAAACCCUCCUGGUGUGUUUGUAAAACUGACCUGCUGCUUUCUGAAGGUUGAUGUGCCGGGAGGGCGUGGAGGGGUCUGACGUGACCACGGAGCAGAAACCUGAACAGAAAGAGGAGGAGGCAACAACAGUGGAAGCAAAAAUAUUUCAGGCUUGGAAACGUGCCAAGGACAACUGUUUGCAGGAAACAUUUCCAUUCCGGCAAGGUGUAGGGAGCUUUUUUGCUUUUCCCUGCAGCUAAUGACCUUGCAUUGGUGCGUGGCGGGGCCGGGGUCCCGCUGUCCCAUCUCUCAGUCGCAUCCCGGCUGGCAGUGGGAUGCACGGAGCCUCCGCAGCCUCCGGCGGUGCCAGGGGCAGGUCGGGCCGGGCCGGGCCAGCGGCGCGGUGCCAGCCCGGGCCGGUUCCUGUGCUUACGUGCCGCGGGCGUGUCCCUUAAAUCCCGCACGGGAGCGGCGCGGGGCGGGCGGGAGCCAGCGGAGCCCGGCGGAGCGGUGACAGCGGAGCAGAGAUGGCCUCGGUGGGUCCCUCUGCAGCCUCCACGCAGCCCGCCCUGCCCUCGGGACCCGCCGUCUUCAAAACCAUCCCCUACGCCUUCAUCCUGCCGGAGAUCGUCUGCGGGACCUGGGUGUGGAUCCUCGUGGCCGCUACCUCGGUCUCCUUGCCGCUGCUGCAGGGAUGGGUGAUGUACGUGUCCCUCACCUCCUGCCUCAUCUCCCUGCUGCUCCUCCUGAGCUACCUCCUCGGCUUCCACAGGAACAGCGAGAACUGGAAAGUGCUGGACAGUUUGUACCACGGCGCCACGGCCAUUCUGUACAUGAGCGCCGCUGUCCUGCAGGCCAACGCCACCAUCACCUCUGAGUUCGGCCCCAACGCGCCACUCAACUACCAGCUCAACUGCGCUGCCUCGUUCUUCGCCUUCCUCACAACCUUCCUGUACAUUCUCCACGCCUUCAGCAUCUACUACCAGUGAUCCUGGCAGCACCACGUUCACCUUCACAGGACGAGGGCUUUCCCAGUGUGAGAGGCCCUGCUGUCUUCCCAAGGUGUCCCUGCCCCAGCCCUGCCACCAGGCUCAGGAACAGCAGGUCCUUUUGCACUUCAUCACAGGAGGGAUUUUGCUGGGACAUUUCCUGCCUUGCUGGGGGCUACGCAAGGGGAGGGGCUGGGCACAGGCCCUGAGCCUCCAACUCUGACAUUCUGCCAAAUAUUGACACCAAGAGAAGGGGGGGGGGAAAAAAAAUCACUGUUCCUUCAGCAAACAAUCUCCUUUCAUAUGUUAUUUGCCUUUCUCUGGUUCAGCUCCAUCCCUCCCCAACACAAAUUCAUAACAAUCGUACAAGAUUGUGUUCCUUGACUUUCAGAUGGUUUCAUUUGGUAAAUGCUGUAUUUGGAAUAAAGUGUCAACUGACAGAUUGUGACU